AUGCAGUGCAGUACUCUGUCGGUGGUGUGUGUGGCGGCGCUGGUGGUGUCGCUGGCGCAGCUCGGCGCGGGCGGCGCGGUGCUGGUGGUGUUCCCGGUGCCCAGCCGCAGCCACACGCUGCUCGGAGACCACCUCGUCACCACUUUGCUGCACGCUGGGCACAACGUGACAUACGUAACAACGUUCACGAGAGUGAAGGCGAGCGACCGCUUCACUCUGAUUGAUAUCGGCUCCGCUGCGGACGACGAGGAAGAGUCGAGUGGUACGCUCCGCCUCGAGCCGAGCUCGUCCCGUCUCCCGUCCCACCAGUUCCUGGCAGACGGCACCAGCAUCGCUGAGGGAGCGCUGCGUCACCGUCGGGUGCAGGCGCUGCUGAAGGACGUCACGCAAAGUUUCGACCUGGUAGUGGCCGAGUGGUACUACUCUGGACUGUUGGCUCCGCUGGCUGCGGUGUUCGAAUGUCCCCUGGUGUGGUACAGCGCGGGGGACGCGUCGUGGCUGAGCGUGCAGCUGGUGCAUGAGCCCAGCAGCGCCACCUACUUCGUGGAUCCGAUGUCCACCAGCCUGCCGCGGCUUCCGCCUGGCGUGCCCGACCGCCUGCGCCGCCUCGCCAGGCAGGCCUACCUCUCCGCAUGGGUAUACUAUAUGACCCACUACGUAGAGACUCCCGCGUACUACGAGAUCUAUCAGCUGGCCAUACAGCUGCGCGGGCGCACGCCACCGCUGUACGAGGCGCUACUGUACGAUGGCGCUUUACUGUUGGUCAACUCGCACCCAGCGCUGGGACAGGGCGUGCCACUGCCAAACAAUGCCAAGUACAUCGGGGGCCACCACCUCACGGCCACUAACACCACCCUCCCCAAGAAUCUUCAAACUCUGCUGGACAAUGCUAAGCAUGGAGUAAUCUACUUCAACCUGGGUGGCACAGUAAGCGAAGAGCUGCCGCUGGAGGUGAAGCGCGAGCUGAUGCGAGUGUUCCGGCAGCUGGAGCAGCUGGUGGUGUGGCGCCACCGCGGUGCCAGCGGGCUGCAGCACGCGCCGGGGAACGUGCACCUCGUCGAGCGCGCGCCACACCUCGCGCUGCUCAAACAUCCGAACACCAUCAUGAUGAUCACACAUGGCGGGUUCCUGUCAUACAUGGAGGCGAUGUACUACGGCGUACCCAUCAUCGGCAUGCCGGUGCAGGAAGACCAGCUCCUCACUAUAGACAUAGCAGCGAGCAGGGGACGAGCCAUUAAGGUGCACUUGUCUCAUGCCGGGAUAGGGUACAAGCUCAACGAAGCUAUCUUCGAAAUACUUGGCAACUACAGCUAUCGCAGCAACGCAAAGGAGGCGUCGGCGCUGCUGCGGGACAGGCUGGUGCCGGCCAGCCAGGAGUUGCUGUACUGGGUGGAGCUGGCGAUGAGGACCGGCGGAGCGCCGGCGCUGCGCUCCCCCGCGCUGCAGCUCAGCACCAUGGAGCGCUACCACCUGGACGUGGCCGCCGUGCUACUCAUGCUCGCCUGGUUCUUGUCCAAGGUGGCCAAGGUCAUCAAAGUUUACUGGGACGACUUCGGGACAGACACUCAAUAUUUUGAAGACAAGAAAAACGAAUAA
Molecule: messenger RNA, 1596 nt
Organism: Spodoptera littoralis (African cotton leafworm)
Lineage: Eukaryota; Metazoa; Arthropoda; Insecta; Lepidoptera; Noctuidae
Source: the annotation of a GenBank genome assembly